UACCAGUGCAAUCAAUGCCAUCAUCAAAUCAUGUAUUAAGGCAACUAAUGUUCCCUCUAAAUUCUCUUCAACGACUGACAAUAGACGGAUUUCCGUCUCUGGUAUCUUUCCCAACAGAUAGUCUACUCAAGACCUUGAAAUUCCUCACAAUCAAUAAUUGCGAGAAUCUAGAGUUCCUUCCUCAUGAAUACUUGCACAACUAUACGUUGCUUGAAGAAUUAAAAAUAUCUUAUAGUUGUAAUUCAAUGAUAUCAUUUACCUUAGGCGUUCUUCCCGUCCUUAAGAGUCUAUUUAUUGAGGGUUGUAAAAAUUUGAAGUCAAUAUUAAUUGCAGAAGACUCGUCCCAAGAGAGUCUCUCAGUUCUUAGAAGCCUAAAAAUAUGGGAUUGUAAUGAACUGGAGUCAUUUCCUCCUGGCGGAUUGGCUACUCCAAACCUCAAUUAUUUUGCAGUGUGGAAGUGUGAGAAGCUUCCUUCACUACCUGAAGCAAUGCACACUCUAGCUGUUCUUCAAGAAAUGGAAAUUGAUAAUCUACCAAACCUUCAAUCUUUUGCCAUAUAUGUUUUACCUUAUGCUUUGCGGGAACUGACAGUUGGCUUUGUUGGAGGAAUUAUGCGGCAUUCUAAACAUUCUUGGGAAUAUCUCCCUUAUCUUUCAGUGUUGCGAAUUAACGGCGAUGGUACGGUUAAGAUGUUGAUGGGGCCAUUGCUUUCUGCAAAGCUUGUGACAUUAUGCAUAUGUGGUCUUGGUGAUACAAGCAUUGAUGACAAGUGGCUUCAACAUCUCACUUCUCUCCAAAACCUUGAGAUUGUUAAUGCUCCCAAACUCAAGUUCUUGCCAAAGAAAGGAUUGCCUUCCUCUCUUUCAUUACUAAGUAUGACUCGCUGUCCAUUACUGGUAGCGAAAUUGCGGAGGAAGAGAGGCCAAGAAUGGCGUAAGAUUGCUCACAUUCCAGCCAUAAUUAUUGACGACGAAUUGAUCACAUAAGUUUCAUGUCUAGUAUCUGUGUUAUCCCUCCUUCUGCCCAAUCUCGUUGUUGUGAGAAGCCAAAAUUCACAUGCAUGAACUGCAACCAAAUCUAGUCAAUGUUUUACUGAUCAGCAGUAGAUGAAAAGGAGAAACAACCACAGACCACAAAUAUGUUUGAUCGAUCAAGGGAUUCAUGUGGGAUUGAUGACUUGCAACAAGAUGGCAGCAGUUGAAUCUAAGAUCAACCGGGGGCUCAAAGGGGCAUGGGAUGACUAGAAUCAAGAUGAAACAAGUGGCGUCUCAGGAUUCAGUAAAGGAGACGAUUGCUGGAGUAACUAGGACGAGCAGUAAUUAUCUGUCAGAGUUGAUUUCCACAACUGCUUUGCUGUAGAGCAACUACUUUGAUGAUCCAUACUCAUAAAAAUCAAAGAGGAGCAGUGUUUUCUUAUAGCUUCAUUUUGUUGUGAUUUCUGAUGCUAUAACUAAGCAACUUCCGGUUACUUUUGCUCCAGUUUUCAGCUUAUGUGCAGGUGUUGUUUGGAUAAUCAUGUUUUAAUUUUUACAACUUCUUGUUCAUGACUCAUGAGUUGUAUGUGCAUAUUUUCAGUUGAGAGAUAUGACUCAUGAGUUGUAAAUAACAUUGUAUACCAUAGUGAUCCUCAUGAAA
This is a messenger RNA of Vicia villosa (hairy vetch), 1635 nucleotides long. Its product is annotated as putative disease resistance protein At3g14460. NCBI's taxonomy places the organism in Eukaryota, Viridiplantae, Streptophyta, Magnoliopsida, Fabales, Fabaceae. The coding region runs from base 15 to 986 and encodes 323 amino acids. The transcript is spliced from 5 exons. The record is from RefSeq and is a predicted model, not a curated record.